UUUGAAAGUUACUGUUAGCUAUUUUCUACUAAAUUUAAUUUGAUUUGUUUUAAUCAAUAUUCUAAUUUGUAAUUAUAAAGAGUCACUAUAAAACACAUAUUUGAAGGACUUUUAUAUUUAUAUUUGGAAAUGAAAAUAUAAAAUUGUUUGACUAAAUUAAAUGAUUUUAGUUGUCAUGUUCGCAGUUUAGGUUGAUAACAUGAAGUUACUUGGUUCUUCGCCUCUGUGUAAAUGGAAACAAUUAAAGAAUUUGGAGAUGCAAUUGGACGACAACACGAUCCUCCAUCAUUUGAGAAGUCGAUAGUCGAUAAAAGCCUAAAGAAUUUGACUGAAAAUCAAUCAUUCGCUACAUGUGGUAAUGACCAAGCAGAAUGUUUGAUCUCCAAUCCAUCCACCUCUGAUUCUAAUUCUGAUCCAGAUAAUUCGUGUUUAUCAAUUAAUAAGAUUACGGAAAUAUUUAACAAUUUCAAAAUUAUUAUGCUUCUUCAAUACAGUAAAGAAUGCUUGGGCUUUAUUGCAAUCAUUCUAACCACGUAUGCAACUCUGCUCAACAAAGAACCGGUCAUUGGAGGGACAACUUCUCCGAAACCUAUUUUCUCGCGAUAUUCAAUAGUACAAGAAUGGCCGUACGGUAAUUUAGCAGAUGUACAAUCAAAAGUAGCUGUGUCUGAGCUGUCACUCAUAUAUUUUUACGCACCUUGGUGCGCUGAAAGCUUGAAUGCAAAGAAAGUCUACAACUCCGUAGCUAAUAUGUAUAGCCAAGAGGUAUAUUUUGCUGCUGUAAAUUGCUGGCAACCGAAUAGUGGCUGCCGCACACUCUAUUCCAAUGUUUAUAAAUGGCCUGUUUUAAUGGCUUACCUACCUAAUGCUUUAUCUGUGCAAUACAACGGGGACUGGAACUUUAGCUCGCUUUCGAAAUUCAUUGACAGAUUGUUAAAUCCUUUUGUAAGAAUUCAUAACAUAAGAGAAUUAACUCAACUCCGCAUUUUCAAUGACGGUGUUAUUUUUGGCAUAUUUAACUCAACUAAUACAAAAGAAUAUCAAAUAUUCUUUCAAACUUCUAUGAAAUGGUUAGAAAACGACGCUAAUCAAAAUAUUAAAUUCGCUGUUUACGUCGGGGAGAAUACUUCAAUGUUUCAAAAUUCAGAACCCAUUCAAGCACCUGUGAUAAAGUUGUUCACUCCAAAUGAUACAAUUAUCUAUAGCAAGAGUAAAUGGACAUCAACAAAUUUAAUUAAUUUUUUGAAACACCAACUAGCUGACGCUACGAUUUGGGUAAGUUUACCCAACAUGAAAUCUGCAACAAUACAUAAAUAUCUGCAAAAAGGUCCCGUUGUCGUGAUGUUCGCACCAAGAGUAUCACCAAGUAAUAAUUACUUAAUUAUGAAACAAUUAAUUUAUUCAUAUAAUAACUACAGAACCGAUCUCAACAACUCAGUCUUAAACGAAUAUAUUUUUGAAAUAAAAAAAGAAUAUCCAGCGAUGUUCAGACGACUCACAAAUGUUUGCGACUCUCUGAAAAAAGUGCAGAAUAAAGAUUUUCAAUCUGAAAUGUUCGAUGGUCGAAGUUGGGGUGACAGUUUAUUUGGAAUGAGUUCGGAAACGGUUAAUUCAUCUAAGCAGAUUUCUUCCAAUUAUCAUCAGCGGAUUGGUGUAGUUAAUACAGACAACGUGAAAUUUUGUGAACGGAACACAGAUAGUACAAUUGAUUAUGCAGCUCCUUAUGAGAUUCUGAGGCGCUUUAUCCAGAAACAAUGUGUGAAUAUGAAUCAAUCUUUUGAAAAAGAUGUAGUUGAACCCAUUAGUUCUUUUGAAUUAUCAGUUUUCGACUACAAAAACAAUCUUACUUUAAAAUUCCUGAUGUUGGACACGAUGGUACACAAGGAAUAUUUAAAUAAUUUUAUUGGAAAUUUAAGGAUACCAGAACAUUCGUCUUUUCCCCCAUCGAAACUAUUCAUCAUUGAUAAUGAUAGGGAAACACUUCACAUGCAAAAGGGUCAUCUGUCUACUAAAACCGCUUUGGAAUUUGUAAGUGAUUUUUAUCAGGGAAAACUUAGCCGUCACACUAGGUCCGUCAAACAACCUGAAUACAAAAAUUACUCAUCGGAUAGUUUAUCGAUAAGCAUAAAAGAAAUAAACUCCCACCAGUUUUCAAAAGUUAUAAACAGGACAAGUGUUACAUCAGUGGUAUUAUUUUAUUCUCCUCUAUGCCCUUUAUGUAAUAUAAUGUCUCAGACACUGCUUCAUACUUCUUAUAUGAUUAAAGCAAUAAAUGUAAGAUUUUAUAGAAUCGAUGCAAGUGCCAAUGAUAUGUGUUGGGAGUACACCAUGGAUAAGCUUCCAAAGCUCAUCGUUUUUCCUAAAAACAGAUCAGGAGAUUCUCAUGUCUUUAUUUCAUCUUUACAAAUAACUGUAAAAAACGUUUUUAGUUUUAUUUUAUCGAACUUGAAUCCCGAACUACAGCUACAAUCAUUGAUAAAUGCUUGUAAGCUAACCAAGCUAAGUUUUGCUUUUCAAAGUUGUAUUGGUAAAGUUCGUGGAAUGAUCAGUAAUGAAAUAAGUCAGCAGCUUCAAAAGUGGGAUCAUAUUCCAUCGAAUCAUACACAAGUUCUAACUCGGUUGAAUGUUUUAAAAGAAAUCUACAAUGAAUUAUUGCGAGCAAGAAAGACUGAAGACCUAACGUUUAUUUCAAAAAAAAUUUUAAAAUAUGGAAGUAUCUAGUGCAAUGAAAACUGAAAGAACAACAAAUUAUACAUACAUACGGAUAAUGUAAAAAGUUAUUGUGUUUUCUUUCCCUAUAGAAGAUGAAUGCUGGUUUCGUAUCAAAAACAAAACAUCAGAACGAAGUUGCUAAUGAUUUUGCCCACUUGAUUAUUUUCGAUAUUAUUAGCCUG
Molecule: messenger RNA, 2894 nt
Organism: Eupeodes corollae
Lineage: Eukaryota; Metazoa; Arthropoda; Insecta; Diptera; Syrphidae
Product: thioredoxin domain-containing protein 11
Exons: 12
Coding region: 232-2721 (829 amino acids)
Source: RefSeq, a predicted model, not a curated record